Penicillium pulvis is the source of this 1326-nucleotide messenger RNA. RefSeq lists its product as uncharacterized. The transcript has 3 exons. Gene Ontology annotation, molecular function: transmembrane transporter activity. Gene Ontology annotation, cellular component: fungal-type vacuole membrane. The record is from RefSeq and is a predicted model, not a curated record. NCBI's taxonomy places the organism in Eukaryota, Fungi, Ascomycota, Eurotiomycetes, Eurotiales, Aspergillaceae. Bases 1 to 1326 code for a protein of 441 amino acids. Gene Ontology annotation, biological process: transmembrane transport.
AUGUCUAUUCGUUCGGAGAAAAGAAGCGCCAUAAUGGCAAAUCCUCUAGCAGAGCCGGUGGGUGAGACCGAAAUAUCUGAUGCUGAGAAACAAACACCUAAAAAGCCCGAGGCCCCUCCUCCUCCACCUAACGGAGGAGCUAUCGCCUGGCUUCAGGUUGCUGGUGCUUUUUUUAUGUUUUUCAACUCUUGGGGCGUCGUUAACACAUUUGGUGUGUUCCAAAGCUACUAUGAAGAUGUUCUUCUUUCCAAUUAUUCUGCCUCUUCCAUCUCUUGGAUCGGUACUGUCCAGGGGUUCCUUCUCUUCCUCGUCGGCGUGAUUGUAGGCCCAGUGUUCGACAGGGGCUAUCUCAAAAGCCUCAUUAUCAUUGGAUCGUUCUUCGUUGUGUUUGGUUUGAUGAUGACCUCGUUGUCGACUGAAUACUAUCAGGUCUUUCUUGCUCACGGUAUCUCCGUUGGCAUUGGAUGUGCAUUCCUCUUCCUGCCAAGCAUAGCUGUCGUCGCUACCUAUUUUACUUCGCGGCGCGCAUUGGCAAUGGGAAUCACUGCUUCUGGUGGUAGUAUUGGCUCUGUGAUUUACCCUAUAGUAUUUCACAAACUCAUCGGUCCCCUUGGCUUUGGCUGGACCACUCGCAUAAUUGCAUUUAUCGCACUGGCAGGCCAGGUUUUCGCCUGGGCCGUAAUGAAACGUCUUCUACCGCCUCCGAAACAGGCGCGGUCACUUCUUGACCUCGGCGCAUUCCGAGAACCACAAUUCCUCGUCUUUUGUUUUGCACUAUUUUUCUCCUUUGUGGGGCUAUACUUCCCUUUCUUCUAUCUACCGAGCUUCUUCUCCUCUUCUCUCCAUGCGAGCUCCAACAUAUCCUUCUAUAUAAUCGCCAUUUUGAAUGCUUCCUCCGUGUUCGGACGGAUCACGCCUGGCUUACUCGCUGAUCGUAUCGGUUCUUUGAACACAAUCAUUCCUAUCAGUCUGAUUGCUUCGGUCUUGUCAUUCUCGUGGAUCGCCAUUCACAAUGAAGCUGGUGCGAUUGUUUUUGCGUGUCUUUAUGGUUAUGCAUCUGGAGCAAUCGUCUCCUUGCCACCUACCAUAAUUGCAAGACUAAGCCCUAACAUGGCUACUGUGGGGACCCGCAUGGGGAUGUGCUUCACCUUUGCCGGCACCGGUCUGCUUAUUGGCAAUCCUAUUGCAGGUGCUUUGCUGGACUUAGAGAGCGCGAUGUUCUGGAAAGCUCAGAUUUUUACGGCUGUCAUGGUAGUAACGGGAUCGGCCUUUUUCAUGGUAUUGCGUCUGAUGAAGUGGAGAGAAGGUGCAGGAUGGAAGAUUUGA